GGCCUCAGCACCGCCGGGACCGGGGCGCCGGGCCGCCACCUCCCGGAGUCGGCCCUGCGCCCUCUGGAGACGCGCCGCCCGCGCCCAGGGUGGUGCCAUGUGGGGCGGACGCCGCCCGGCCGCCUCCUCCCGGGACGCCGCUUCGCUCCUGCGGCUGCUGCUGGCCGCGCUGCUGGCGGCGGGGGCGCGGGCCAGCGGCGAGUACUGCCACGGCUGGCUGGACGCGCAGGGCGUCUGGCGCAUCGGCUUCCAGUGCCCCGAGCGCUUCGACGGCGGCGACGCCACCAUCUGCUGCGGCAGCUGCGCGCUGCGCUACUGCUGCUCCAGCGCCGAGGCGCGCCUGGACCAGGGCGGCUGCGACAACGACCGCCAGCAGGGCGCCGGCGAGCCCGGCCGCGCGGACAAAGACGGCCCCGACGGUUCGGCAGUCCCCAUCUAUGUGCCCUUCCUCAUCGUCGGGUCGGUGUUUGUCGCCUUCAUCAUCUUGGGGUCCCUGGUGGCCGCCUGCUGCUGCAGAUGCCUGCGGCCCAAGCAGGAGCCCCAGCAGAGCCGGGCCCCGGGGGGGCCCCGCAUGGUGGAGACCAUCCCCAUGAUCCCCAGCGCCAGCACCUCCCGAGGCUCCUCUUCCCGCCAAUCCAGCACGGCCGCCAGCUCCAGCUCCAGCGCCAACUCGGGGGCCCGGGGGCCCCCGACCAGGUCACAGACCAACUGUUGUUUGCCCGAGGGCACCAUGAACAAUGUGUACGUCAACAUGCCCACAAACUUCUCCGUGCUCAACUGUCAGCAGGCCACCCAGAUUGUGCCCCACCAGGGGCAGUACCUGCACCCCCCCUUCGUGGGGUACACGGUGCAGCACGACUCGGUGCCCAUGACCCCGGUGCCCCCGUUCCUGGACGGGCUGCAGACGGGCUACAGGCAGAUCCAGGCCCCCUUCCCUCACACUAACAGCGAACAGAAGAUGUACCCAGCCGUGACUGUGUAACGCAAGGUGAGGCCGGGGUCCUGUACCAGACAGAGGGAGGCAGAAGCUGUGGGCUUGGGAAGGAUUCUCAACGUGGAAGUCCCAGCGUAUCGCUGGUGUUUGUGGCACGAUUCUGUUGGAUGGCUUGCUUUGCCCCCAAACUGUAUGAAAACAUGUUUCUCCAAAUUAGCGUUUCUGGACAUGUUUCAUCCCAGUGCAUGAUUGAUUUAUGAUGGAGAAGAGCAUCCCCUGGAGAUGCCUGUAUCGUCGCCAAUGGUUGUGUGACACAUGUGAGCCCUUAAGUGCCCUUGAGGUGUGGCUGUCAAAAGAAUUUUGUAAACUGAUGAAGUGUUUUUAUUAUUUCGUUACUGUUACUUCUUUUUUAUGUUUUAUUGUAUUGGUACAAGAUCAGAAUAGUUGUUCCCUCCCUUUUACCUGGGCCAGCUUCUAAUAAGCAUCCAAGGUUUUAGGGGGGAUGUAAAGAGUACAAUUCUUAUAAAAGGAAACCAAUUUGGACUCUGAGGUGAGUCCUUGAUCCAAGCAUUUCCCAGGCACAUCUUAAUUCAUUGUAAAAAGAUAUAUAUAUAUUGUCUAUUUUUGUGCUUUUUUUGGGUCUAUUUUGUGCUUUUUUACCUUGUGUAGAGAUCUUAUUACAAAGUGAUUUCCUACAUUAAAAAGAGGCUGAAAGAAAUUGUAUAGUUACUUAACUGAUGACAUUUCAGAACUCUGGGAUUAUUUUAAUCUUGAAGUAGUUAUGGUGUAGUAAUAAAACCAUUCAGCCCCUUCUCGAUUGUAUCUUUUAAAUUUCUGACUUUACAUUGACAUCUGAGAAGAGUAAUAAAGUGUUUUCAUAUUGAAAUCAUAAACUCUAUCACCUGCUCCUUCUCCAAAUGACUCUUAAUUUUGCUGUGUGGUAUGGCUUGGCAUUUCACUCUGUUUGGCGUUCAGACCUCCGUGUUCAUAUAGUACUGAGUGCAGGUAAUUACUGUUGUUAUAAAUGAACGUCAGCCUUUCUGCCUAGAUCUGAUAAAACAUUUUCUUGUCUUCCCUAGAAAAGCUCAAAGAAACGCUUGCAGAGAGAGAUACUUAGUAUCGCUCCUCAGCCAAAAUCUGAGACUUGGGAUGAAAUUUAAACCACAGAUUCAAUUUACUUCGCAAAUCAUAGGCUUUUUAUACUGUCGUUAUCAAAAUGUCUUGUUUUUCAGGCAAGAGAGACUAUCAAGUUGAGAAGAGCUUUUCAAAGAGAUAUUGCCUUUCUUCCCCACAAAGUUAGUUCUUGUUCUCCUCUCUCUUUUAGUCCUCAGCAAGCACUGUAUUCAUUACCAGUGUUCUGAAUUAUGAAAUUCAAGUGAAUUUAUUUGUGUAUUGUUCCCUUACAAGAAAUAAGUUGAAGUGUGUGCCAGUAAAUUUCCAACUGCUAGCAAAACCAAGAUUUGUAAUUAAAUGGUUGUAAGGUAUGGUCUUUUACACAUAUUUAUAUCUGUAUCUAUGGUCAUCUGUCUAUGAUCUAUCUACCUUUUCUAUCACCUGUCUGUAUCUCUGUCUAUCUCAUGAUUGAAAAAUGUAAAACCAUUGUUGGCAGUUGGUGUCAACAAAGAUACCCCAUCAAAUCUUUUAAUAGCCAAAGGCAGGGGAAAAUCAUUUUACUUAUUAAUAAAUAUUUUAUGGCAUGAA
Molecule: messenger RNA, 2635 nt
Organism: Eubalaena glacialis (North Atlantic right whale)
Lineage: Eukaryota; Metazoa; Chordata; Mammalia; Artiodactyla; Balaenidae
Gene: SHISA2
Product: shisa family member 2
Exons: 2
Coding region: 98-982 (294 amino acids)
Biological process (GO): negative regulation of fibroblast growth factor receptor signaling pathway; negative regulation of Wnt signaling pathway
Cellular component (GO): endoplasmic reticulum
Source: RefSeq, a predicted model, not a curated record